AUGGAUCUGAAGAAGAAAGAAAGAAAACCCUCGCCGCCGUUCUUCCGCCGGAGAAAGCCCUCGCCGUCUAUAGCCAGGCCGCCCUUCGUCUUCUGCGGCGCCGUCCACGCCGCCCGCCCGUCCGCCGUCCUCCCCCUCCCCUGGCCCGACCCCGCCGAAGACGCCGCCGCCGCCGGCCUCCAGGUGGCGCUCCCCGAGGCGGCGUUCGCCAAGAUCAGUGUCUCGGUGGGGGAUCUGGCGGCGCUGCCGCCUGUGCUCGACGCCGAUGCCCUGCGGCGGGCGGAGCGGCUCGCGCUCCGGGUAGGGGAGAGCCGCUUCAAUUUUAUGCAGUCGUUCUGCGGGGUUGAUGGGAGAUAUUUUGGAUCGGUGGUUCAAGAAAUUUCAGGAGAAGGCCAAGAAGGACCCGAGUUAUCUCAAGGGUUUCGCAUUGUGAGGCGAGCAGGGCCGGAAAGGUCAAUGUAUCCACACUCACUUUUCUAAUUAUUAUCAGAAAUGUUAACCCCUGCUGAGAUUUCUCCAUGUUCGUCUCUACGAGAAUUUGGAUGGAUUUGAUCGCAAAUAUGUUUGCAUUGGCAAAUGGAACAUCAAUUAGGGAGGAGCAUCGUUUUCCCUUGACGAGCAGUGAAAUGCUACAAACCAGUGCCUUCCAUCUUUCCCAAGUGGAUGAAAGGUUUGAUCUUUCUUUAGAGUUCUCCAUGAGAAUGUGAGAGGAGUUCUUGGCAGCUCAAGCAUCUGUAGAUUGGGUUGAUUAUUACCGCUUACAAGCAUCCACAGCUCGCAGCUGUCCAUGUGUGGAUAUUAAGGAUAGGAGAACCUAGAAUUGUGGAGAUGAAUAAGAUCGAAGACUUCUUCGAAUGCUGCUAAUCUUAGGCCUUUAAUCUUAUAAUUGUUACUUCAAUCUUAUGCUUCGUCAUCGGAAGCCUCGACUCGAGGGUGGUUGCUGUUGGUGGGUGCCAGGUCUUUGGCAUUUCUGUUUUGGAGGCGGAGUUGAGAGCAGCAUGAGCUGAUCCGGGUUAUGCAUGAUAUAUUUUGUGGGCCAGAGUAGUCUUUCUUGAGGAUAACUCGGUUAUGGUGCUCCGAUGGCAUGGAUGGAUGAUGGGGGAAAAGUGGAUCGCCCAACGCAUAUAGUUAAAGCAUCCGAAUCCGACAGUAAGCCUAGUCUCGGCGAACGUGAUCUCGGUAAGCAUGGUCUCGGCGGGCAUGGUCUCGGCAAGCGUGAUCUUGAUUUCGGCUAAGCAAAAUUUGAUUGAUCUCGAGGCCAAGUAAGACCUAGUCAGAAGCUGAGACCGAACCCAACUUCACCGAAAGUCAAGCCGAUCUUUAAAUCGGAGCGUCUGCAUAAAGAAGGGGUCACCAAAUUCUCCAUAUUUGGGAUCAAAUUCCGCAGUCUCCGUUACAACAGUUGUCAAACCUGAAUCCAUGCAAUCUCAACCAAUUGCUGGCUAACCUGGAUUUUUGUGCCAUCUAAGGUAAUUUAUUUAACCCAAGAUUUUUUGUAAUCACAUCCGAUUGCGAAUAACCGCCACACCCUCUCUUAUAAAGAGGGGGGAACUCUGAAAAGAGAGGGAAAUUUCUUCCUUUCUACAAAAAGAUUUUUUUAUUAGAAUAUCUACGAAUCCUCUCUGACUUAAGCAUCGGAGGGCCUUCGUCGAAUCUUCCGAUUUGGGCUUCUUGCAGAUUUACCGGAGACAGCCAUCCGCCACCGCUUGUGGCAGAAGCUCCUCCUUCUGGUUCGCGAUCACCUUCGAGUCCAAUUUCCAGUAACAACAGAUGCCACCCUCUGCUUCGAGACAUUCGGGCUAUGGUGAGAGGCGAUGUUGCAUUUUCAGGUCGGGCAUGUUUAAAGAGAGACCAACAAGGCUACGGAUUGGGUCGCCUCGUAUGUGGCCGAUCACUCCGGAAGAAUCAUGUGGGUCUGGCAAAGAGAGCUACUUAGAGUAUUUCGCAAUAUGUUGUUUUUUUUAACUUUCUUAGAUGUAUCAUGCUAGGCAGCUAGAAGUAUAAGAGUCAUCUGCUUUUUUUUUUUUUUUUUUAAUUGUUUCCUAAGCUACUGUCGGAAAAGCACUUGAUCAUGCCAAUUGGAAUUUCUUUUCCU
This is a messenger RNA of Phoenix dactylifera (date palm), 2095 nucleotides long. The record is from RefSeq and is a predicted model, not a curated record. NCBI's taxonomy places the organism in Eukaryota, Viridiplantae, Streptophyta, Magnoliopsida, Arecales, Arecaceae.